AUGAGCAUUUCUUUCGUUACACGAGUGGACGAUGGCUAUGGAAUGAAAAACAGCAGUGAGCUUCAAAGCCUUGCGGCGAAAGCUGUUGGUUCAGACCGCUGCAUCUCCAUGACGAAGCUGGCCGAGGGCGGAUAUAACAGAGUCUUCCGAUUGACCAUGAAUGAUAAAAAGAAAGUGCUGGCUCGUAUACCAAACCCAAAUGCCGGUCCAGCAUUUAAAUUCGACCGCUUCCGAAGUCGCUACUAUGGAGCUUAUUGGGGUGCCACGUCGGACAACGCCGUUGGCUCUAAAUAUAUUAUUAUGGAAGAAGCAUCUGGAUCACAGCUUGAACUUGUAUGGGACCAGCCGAGUCCAGACAAAAAGCUUUCCAUCAUGAGGGAGAUAGUGACUAUCGAGUCGAAGAUGCUUGCAGUAUCGUUUUCUCACUUUGGCAGCAUAUAUUUUGCGAGUGAUGCAGUGGAAAGCGCAGUUCCAGCCUUCCUGACCAGUGAAGCUUCCUCCGAGCUCAAAAACCAAGUCAACAAGAAGUUCAGUAUUGGGCCUACUGUGGACCGGGGAUUUUGGAACAAGGAACGCUCGUCGAUGCAGAUCUCGCAGGGUCCAUGUAAGUAG
This is a messenger RNA of Penicillium brevicompactum, 612 nucleotides long. RefSeq lists its product as uncharacterized. Gene Ontology annotation, cellular component: mitochondrion. NCBI's taxonomy places the organism in Eukaryota, Fungi, Ascomycota, Eurotiomycetes, Eurotiales, Aspergillaceae. The record is from RefSeq and is a predicted model, not a curated record. Bases 1 to 612 code for a protein of 203 amino acids. The transcript is spliced from 3 exons.